Saccharomyces cerevisiae S288C is the source of this 2811-nucleotide messenger RNA. RefSeq names its product Fhl1p (gene FHL1). Gene Ontology annotation, molecular function: DNA-binding transcription factor activity; transcription cis-regulatory region binding; sequence-specific DNA binding. The transcript has a single exon. The record is from RefSeq and is marked reviewed. Gene Ontology annotation, biological process: positive regulation of transcription by RNA polymerase II; regulation of DNA-templated transcription; regulation of ribosomal protein gene transcription by RNA polymerase II. NCBI's taxonomy places the organism in Eukaryota, Fungi, Ascomycota, Saccharomycetes, Saccharomycetales, Saccharomycetaceae. The coding region runs from base 1 to 2811 and encodes 936 amino acids. Gene Ontology annotation, cellular component: nucleus.
AUGGAUGGGGAAAUGGCAAUAAUAGAAAGCAGCAAUCAUGUCGGGACUUCAUCGCCUACCACUGAAACACAGUUUACUAUAGAUUCUUCCGCAUUGAAAGACCAAGAAACCAAAGAAAGCAUAACAAAUUCACCGACAAGCGAGGUACCGAUUGAAACAAAACUACCAAAAAGUUCUGAUAUAGUAACAGAGGAAAAACAUCCUCAAAACACGACUACUGAUAUUGAAAACGAGGUAGAGAAUCCUGUUACAGACGAUAAUGGAAAUUUGAAACUUGAAUUACCUGAUAACCUUGAUAACGCUGAUUUUUCGAAGCUACUGGAAUUUGAUGCAAAAAAUGAUGAAGCUCUGUUCAACUCAAAUGAGUUGUUAUCCCACACCAUGGAUCCUGUAAAUAACAUCGAUUUAACUCAUGAUCACAGCAGGGAGGUUUCAUCAAAAGAAGAUAUCAAUAUAGAGCCAGUAAACCCUGAUGAGGACGAAAGGGAGAAAACUCAAGAUAACACAGCAGCAGUGAAAACUGAAGGCAUAAGGAACUCAGAAGAUACAAGUAUACAAAAGGAUGAACCCACUGCUGAUGCUAUAUACACAGAUGUGCAUAAAUUAUCAGUAAACAAAGAUACCGAGACCCUACCAACAUUAGUAGAUGAAAAAAACAACAUGCUGCAUAUGAGAAACAAUUCAAUAACGCCAAUAAUGUUUCAGCAGCAUGAAUUAGUGGGACAACCGCCACAAAACACUGUAACGGAAAAUAAUAGUACAGAUGCUGAAACUACCCAACGAAAACUAUCUGAGCCAAUCGAUGCAAGUUUACCGCUACCGAAUGAACAACCGACUAUCUUCGCCUAUGCAAGGCUGGACUUUCAAAGUUUCACAUUUUAUGUACAAACAUUACAUGCAAUAAUCGGAAGGAGGUCUGAGAAUGACUUCUCCCACAAAGUUGACGUUAAUCUUGGUCCUUCAAAAUCAAUAUCGAGGAGACACGCCCAGAUUUUUUACAAUUUUGGGACAGGAAGGUUCGAAUUGUCCAUAAUAGGGAAGAAUGGUGCUUUUGUGGAUGACAUUUUCGUUGAAAAAGGAAAUACUGUGCCACUUCGUAAUAAGACAAAAAUUCAAAUUGGACAAAUUCCAUUUCAAUUUAUUUUACCAGAACAAGAACGUAACGACGAUAGCAAAAGCCCAGAAAACGCUGACAUAGCAGAAUCUGAAAUAAAUACAAGAAAUCUCAAAAAAAACGAGCCCAAAUCUAAGAAAAAGAUUACAACUGGAGCAAAGCCCAAGAAAGCGCAGACCAAACCAGCUGUUAAGAAAGAAAAGAAGCCACCGAAAAUACCAAAGAAAGUAUAUACUUUGGAGGAGAUUCCAGUAGAAUAUAGAACGAAACCUACUGUAUCUUACUCUGCUAUGCUAACUACUUGCAUACGAAAGUACUCGACUGCCAAGGGAAUGUCUUUAUCUGAAAUUUAUGCAGGAAUAAGAGAACUCUUCCCCUAUUAUAAAUACUGUCCUGAUGGGUGGCAAAGCUCGGUAAGACACAACUUAUCGCUAAAUAAAUCUUUCAGGAAGGUUUCUAAAGAAGGCAAAGGAUGGUUAUGGGGUCUUGAUGAAGAAUAUAUUGCAGAGAGGGAACGACAGAAAAAGAAACAAAGUGAGAUAGCUGUGGCAAAGGCACAAGCUGCACAAUUAAAACUUGAACAGCAACAGCACAAACUUCAGCAAGUGCCGCAGAGGGGCAAAAAAGAUAUUGUUUCGCAGAGAUCUAACGUUAAUGCGAGAAAACAAAACAUCUCACAAACUCUUGCAGCAAACAGAGCCGCCUCGAACAGGAAAAAUACAGCAAGUGAUAAUCAAAGGACAAUGAAAUAUCUGCAGGAACAGCUUGUCAUUUUAACACGAGAUAGAAAGGGUUUAUCGAAGCAGGUCAUCGCUGCAAUUUUGACGCAGGCUCUAGCUAUGACAAUAAAUCAGGUUACACAAGCGGCAAAAAACAAGGGGAUUACUGGUAAUCCACUUACAGCCUUGAUGGACAAGAAUCCUCAGCAUUUGAAUCUAAUUUUAGCAGCUGCUGUAAACGCGGCAACUGCAAAAGUCACAAAAGGUGAGGUAAAGCAAUUAGUGAACCCUGAAACUACAGCGGCGGCGGCUUUAGCAGCUAAGGCACAGCAUUCCAAACCGAUACGCCAACCAAUAGUCCAGACGCCGCAUGUACCAGAUAGGCCUCCAUCUCAGUUAUCUGCGUCGGCAUCAUCCCAUCCCAAUAAUUACUUGCAUGAUAAACAACCGGGAUCGUUUGAUCCUUCGUCCUUGUCUCGAUUUUUUCAACCGAGACAAAAUGCUAGGGCUACAUCCUCUGUGGCAGCUACGUCAGUUCCGGCGGCUGCUUCUCAAAAUGUUGAUGCACAACCCAAACCUAAGCCUGCACAGGACAACGACUUAGAAAGUGAAAGCGGCACUAGUAGUAGUAGCAGUUCCAGUAGUGAGAGCGGAAGCGAGAGCGAUAGUGGUAGCGAUGACGGUAGUGCUAGUGGAAGCGGCGAUAAUAGCAGCACUAGUAGUGAAAGCGAAAGCGAAAGUGAUAGUGGAAGCGAAGUAGAUGAAAAGAACAACAAAAACGAAAAGAUCGAUAGUGAAAGUAUUAAAAACAACGAAUCUAAAGAUGAUAUUCCAUCUAAAGACGAGAAUAGUAGCAAUGAUAAUCGCGAGAUUUCAAAAACCGACGAAGAAGGUCAUGAUUCUAAAAGGCGGAAGGUCAGCGAGGAUAUCAACGAGGGUAUCACUGAAGUAAAUGUAUCCCUUGAGGAAAAACUUUAA